Solanum dulcamara is the source of this 306-nucleotide messenger RNA. RefSeq lists its product as uncharacterized. NCBI's taxonomy places the organism in Eukaryota, Viridiplantae, Streptophyta, Magnoliopsida, Solanales, Solanaceae. The transcript has a single exon. The coding region runs from base 1 to 306 and encodes 101 amino acids. The record is from RefSeq and is a predicted model, not a curated record.
AUGUCACCUUACGAUCUUGUGUUUGGGAAGUCGUUCCAUCUGCCCGUGGAGUUGGAGUACAAAGCCAUGUGGGUGCUAAAGAAGCUGAAUCUGGAUUGGAAUGUCACAUCAAAACAAAGGAUGAAUCAACUAAAUGAGGUUGAAGAGUUUCGCCUAAACGCAUAUGAAAGUUCAGCCUUUUACAAGAAGGGAAUGAAGAAGUAUCAUGAUCAAAACAUUGAAAAGCGAGUAUUUGCACUUGAAGAUUUGGUCCUUCUGUUUAACUCAAGUCUGCACUUAUUUCCUGGCAAACUCAAGUCGAAGUAG